AUGAGCACCCAAGUGUACCACGAUCCUUCGUAUAUGAUGGAAGUCUGGGGCAUUUUCGGCGGCUGCUUCUUCAUACUCGCUAUUCGACAUUUUGUACGUUUGCGAACGGCUGGACUCAAAGCGUACCAUGGGGACGACUACAUAUCCAUUCUAGUAAUCGCCUUUCUCACGAGCGGCUGUGUCUGCAUAACAGUCGUGUACCACAAAGGAUCGAAUGUGGACUACAUUGGAAAGUCUUUGGAUCAAUUCAGCAAUGCACAGAUACAAGACAUUGUCUAUGCCUCCAAACUGCAGAAGUUGUGUUGGUACACAUACAUUAGCUCCAUGUAAGCAGAUCAUGUUCUCUAGAGGCCGGAAUACUGAUUCUCUACCAGCUGGGCAUUGAAAGCCUGUCUGCUGUUCUUCUACAAUCGCCUCACAUUUGGUCGAACCCAGCGAAUGCUCGUCAGAGUUCUAGCCGUGGUAUGUGCGGUUACGUACGUAGCCAUGGUUUUAACAGUGUCACUGUCAUGUCGACCGUUCCACCUCAAUUGGCAGGUGGUACCAUUGCCGCCAGAACACUGCACUGUGCGAAGACAGGACUUGUGAGCGCUCUCGACCCAAAUAUGUGGAGCCCAUCGAGCUGACACGUCUGCUUAGUAUAGUCUGCACCACACUCAAUACGGUCACCGAUGCACUCAUUCUCAGCAUUCCGGUCCCCCUCCUGUUCAAGCUGAGAGUACCCCUAUACAAGAAGAUCCCGCUAGGCGUUCUUCUCUGCUCGGGCAUUUUUGUCAUCGCAGCGGCCGUUGCUCGAGGCUGUAUAACAGUCCUCUCCCAUCCUUCGGCUCUGACUGUCAACCGCUGGGGGGCAAGAGAGACCAUCGCCGCAAUUACAGCUGUCAAUGCGCCCACUCUCAAACCACGUGGGUAGACCGUUCCCGAUGAUGCUCUAGGCUUGGCUGACCGAGAUCAGUCUUCACCAAGUCGUUCUGGGUCCAUAGCAGUCGCUGUAGCACUUCCGGCCCCUCCACUGCCGAUCCAAAUUCCGAUUCAAACACGCGAGGCAACUCCGACUCAUACGGAACCUCCCGCACCGGGCACUCGAGCAAGCUGAGCAAACUCAGCAAGAUCAGCGGCGUCUUCCCCCGAUCGAGCAUCAUCGGACUCGUCAAUCUGUCGACCAACAAGACCGCCGUCACAACGGUGACGAAAGCAGAAAGCGAAGCACUGGGCAGGCAGAACGAAAUGACACAUUCCUAUGCGAACGAGGGUCAGAAUCUCAUCAUCCGGCGGCCGGAACCUGCCCGACGAAGAGAGACGAUUCUGUGCUUGGACUUCGACUUGGAAAGAGGUCCACAUCCGGGGAUCCGAAGGGAUGCGGAGCUGGGCGUAGUCUCGCGAGCAUCAUCGGAAGAGCAGCAGCGAAAGCUCGAGCGAGCCGAGACAAUGCCGGAUUCGAACAAGUAUACACCCUACUGUAAAUCGCACGCGGCGCCGCCAUCAGCAGAUGAAGGACAGGCUGCUGGGAGGAUUGCGAGGAUACGCAGCAAUACGGUGGGUUGA
Messenger RNA from Lecanosticta acicola, 1545 nucleotides. The record is from the annotation of a GenBank genome assembly. Lineage: Eukaryota; Fungi; Ascomycota; Dothideomycetes; Mycosphaerellales; Mycosphaerellaceae.